Messenger RNA from Lasiosphaeria miniovina, 1566 nucleotides. RefSeq names its product cytochrome P450. The record is from RefSeq and is a predicted model, not a curated record. The transcript has 5 exons. Gene Ontology annotation, molecular function: oxidoreductase activity, acting on paired donors, with incorporation or reduction of molecular oxygen; monooxygenase activity; heme binding. NCBI's taxonomy places the organism in Eukaryota, Fungi, Ascomycota, Sordariomycetes, Sordariales, Lasiosphaeriaceae. The coding region runs from base 1 to 1566 and encodes 521 amino acids.
AUGCUUGACGUUGCCCGCGCCGGCGACUUGCUAGGCUGGGUGCUGGGCUGGGUGCUGCCCACGUCGAGGGCAGGCACCCUGGCGCUGGGCACCACGGUGAUGCUCGGCCUGGCUUUCCUUGUCAAGACGUUCCUCACCUGGCGGCGGCUGCGCCACGUGCCGGGGCCGUUCCUCAACUCCAUCACGCCGCUGGUGCUCACGUACCACUGCCUCAAGAACGACGUGACCACGUACACGUACGAGCUGUCGCUCAAGUACGGGCCGCUGGUGCGCAUCCAGCCCAACGUGGUCGUGCACUACGACCCCGACACGUUCCGCCGCGUGUGCUCCGUCAAGGCCAACUACAGCAAGGGGCUGUGGUUCGAGUUCUCGCGCUGGGACCUCAACCGCCCCUCGUGCAUCGCCAUGCGCGACAACGAGAGCCGCAAGAUCCGCAAGACCAAGCUGCUGCCUGCUGCAAGCCAGGGCCUGUCCAUGGCCGAGUCGCGCGUCGACAGCCAGGUGCGCGCCUUUGUCGACCUGGUCGGCCGCAAGUACCUGUCGACGCCCGGCAGCGCGAAGCCCAUGGAGUUUGGCCACCGCGCCCAGUUCUUCACGCUCGACGUGGUGACGAGCGUCACGUUUGGCGAGGCCUGGGGAUUCCUGAGCCGCGACGGCGACGUCGAGAAGUACCUCGAGACCACCGAGGCCAUGAUCCCCAUGUUCGGCAUCUUCGGCUCGCUGCCUUGGCUCGUGCUUGCCGUCCACGCCUGGCCGCUGAGCCUGGCCAUGCCCGGCGAGGGCGACAAGAUUGGCUUUGGCCGGCUGAUGAAAUUUGCAAGCGAUGCCGUCCAGAAACGGCUCCAGCCCGGAGACCCCAACACCGAGCACGACCUCAUCCGCGCCUACCUCCGCAACGGCCUAGACCCCGAGGACGUGGUCCAGGAAUGCAUCACUCUCGUCGUCGCCGGCUCCGAGACCACGUCCGUGGCGCUGCGCAUGGCAAUGCUGUGCCUCCUAACAACGCCAUCAGCAUACCGCAAGCUGCAGGCCGAGAUCGAUGGCUUCUACGUGGACAAAAAGUCAGCCAGCGACAACGACGGCGUCAUCAGCUACGCCGACGCCAAGACGCUGCCGUACGUGCAGGCCGUGAUCCGCGAGGCGAUGCGGCUGUGGCCGCCGUCGGCGGGACUGUUCAGCAAGCAGGUGCCCGACGACGGCGACACGGUGCACGGCUUCUUCCUGCCGCCCGGCACCGAGGUCGGCCAGUGCGUCAUGGGCUGCGGCCGCGACCCGCGCCUGUGGGGCGCCGACGCCCACGUCUUCCGCCCCGAGCGCUGGUUCGAGGUUGGUCCCGAGCGGUUUGAAGAGAUGCAAGCCGCCGUCGACCUCAUCUUCAGCUCGGGCAAGUACGUGUGCCUGGGCAAGCAGGUCGCCUACAUGGAGCUGAUGAAGCUGUUCGUCGAGGUUUUCCGCCGCUACGAUGUUGCCGCGCAUAACAAUGCCCAGCCGUUGAAGUUGAGGGACCCAGUGACGUGGCUGUCGACGGACUUCUUCAUACGCUUCACUGAAAGAGAGAAGGCGUGA